AAUUAUUCCAGCUUGGCACAGAAACAUGAACCUAACUGAGUAUUUAGACGCUUUCUCGGUUGUUCGGACUCAGUCAUGUCGAACAACUGCGCUGUCAACAGCAGUCUAGUCAUCGCCCAGAAGGCGGUGAAGCAGCUGCGUCUGGAGGCCGGCGUCCGUCGGAUCAAGGUUUCUCAGGCCGCUGCAGAACUGAAGACCUUCUGCCUGCAAAAUGCCCACAAGGACCCUCUCCUAACCGGGGUGCCCUCCGGCGAUAACCCAUUCAGGCCCCCCAAGUCAUGUGUCCUCUUCUGACGCGGACGGGGAAGAGUGCCAAACAUUCAAACGGAUGCCUGAUUCCAACGUGGAUUCCUGUCAUGUGCCCUUCUGUCUCUGAAGAGGAGGAAGCCAAGACCACACACACACACACACACACACUGGAUUAGCUACACAAUGAUGCUGAACAUUUGAGUGAAUACAGUGUGCUUAUAGUGAUAGGGUGUUGUUUUAUAUUGCUCUUUCAGGGUUCAGUGAUUUAUGGUUUCGGUUUACACACUAGGAGUAAUGCCAAUUCUGUUUUGGGGAGCCACGCCCAACUUUGCACCACUUGUAGAACAUGUGAUUUUACUUUUUUCAUUAGCUGUUAUUGGAUGUAAAUGAUAAGAAAAUCCAAUGAAAGCCACAUUCUUUUUGGAUUUAUUUAUUACUAUUUAUGAAAAACACACCAAAACAAGUAUAAAAAUAUUGCAAAAAAAGGGAUUAUAAUACCAACAGAAAGCACAAGGAGGUCAUAGUUCACAAGGAUUACAUUGACUAUUAGAGGUUUUACUGUUAUAUACACCAUUAAAAGUCACCAUUUGUUGUUUUAAGUCAUCUGUCUGUGACGUCGUAUCUUGCACACAUUUUGCAUCUCAGUUUUAACCAAAUACCAACAAUUUGAAAGGUUUUUCUGUUAAAAUAAAAUCAUAGGAAUCAUG
Molecule: messenger RNA, 956 nt
Organism: Gasterosteus aculeatus aculeatus (three-spined stickleback)
Lineage: Eukaryota; Metazoa; Chordata; Actinopteri; Perciformes; Gasterosteidae
Product: guanine nucleotide-binding protein G(I)/G(S)/G(O) subunit gamma-5
Biological process (GO): G protein-coupled receptor signaling pathway
Cellular component (GO): heterotrimeric G-protein complex
Molecular function (GO): G-protein beta-subunit binding
Source: RefSeq, a predicted model, not a curated record